Molecule: messenger RNA, 1314 nt
Organism: Ostertagia ostertagi
Lineage: Eukaryota; Metazoa; Nematoda; Chromadorea; Rhabditida; Trichostrongylidae
Source: the annotation of a GenBank genome assembly
AUGGUAGCGGUUCUGGAAAAACGGAUUGGAUCCAUCCCCCAGUUUGUUGUUGGAAAAACUCGUGGAACUGAAUUCCAUAUGAUUUUCGAUGUACUACUGAAUGGUCGCGUCGAGUACAGCGUCAAGUUCUUCGGUUCCCAGGAAGUCAAAGAAGCUAAAGGUACAAAAGCGAUACGCGACGCGAUCCAUGCAAUACAGUUUCAAAAUGGGGUGAAACGUUUUGAAUCCACACAAGCAGGAGCUAAACUUCAAAAAGUUGACAUUCAAAUCAAUGUGGAAGGGGUUACGAUAGUCGACUACAAGACGAAGAUGGCACUUCAUCGCUAUCCCCUUCAGAAGAUAUCGUUUUGUGCCGACGACAAGCAGGACAAACGUAUUUUCUCGUUUAUCGCGAAGUCACAAUCAGAUCCGGACAAGCAUGAGUGCUUCGUAUUUCUUAGUGAUAAGAUGGCUGAACAAAUCACAUUGACUGUGGGGGAGGCGUUCGAUUUGGCGUAUAAGAGGUACUUGGACAAGAACAGAACUUCGCUGGAGAAUCAGAAGCAGGUGUUCGUCCUUCGAAAAAGAAUAGCUGAAUUGGAGGCCGAAAAUCAAGUGCUCAGUCAACGGCUGGCUGAAGCGAUUAGAGCAAAUAAAACUCCGCAGCUAUCACUUCUCGACACACCCGCUUUACCAUCAACUCAAUGCCAAAUCUGUCCACCCCGGAUAAGUGCGAAUGUAAGCAGGCUGUCUAUUCUACACCUCACAACACACAAGUGCUGCCGAACCGAUCCUUUCAUUGGCCUUGUCACUGCUCCAUCCGAGUUCGCACCGACUGUUAAUACUAACACUCAGCUUAAUGGCCAUAACAUUCCACAAACCGUUAGGUCUAGCUGUUACCUUUCGGGCCGGCCUUCCAUCGGUCUUUCUCCACCUCCUAUUGUCCCUGGUUCUCGACCAGCGCUCCUCCCCCCUCCUACCGCUGUUGUUCCCCAGCCAAGGAGAUCAACCUGCUCGUGCGAAUACACAUGUUGCCUGCUUCCUGUAGAUCCGUUCGGUGAUGAUUUCCUCGACAAUGUUCUGCGACUUGGCGACGAGGCAGGACGCUCAACAAUGGCACAAAUUGAUGCAGCGCAACCCACAGCGGCAGACUUCCAAAAGAUGAUCGACAAAGUUGAUAAAAGGCUAGCCGAGAUGUCAACGGCUUUUCCGAAGGACAUCUGGAGAUGGGCCAAGUGUCCCCCAGGUGAAUCGCUUGGUGACUUGGAGGAGAACGAGUAUGGAACACCGGUGGAUAAAGUGAACAGUGUUGUGAUGACGGGUAAAAAAGCCUAG